Capronia coronata CBS 617.96 is the source of this 2715-nucleotide messenger RNA. Its product is annotated as protein arginine N-methyltransferase 5. Gene Ontology annotation, biological process: regulation of DNA-templated transcription; peptidyl-arginine N-methylation. The coding region runs from base 1 to 2715 and encodes 904 amino acids. The transcript has 5 exons. NCBI's taxonomy places the organism in Eukaryota, Fungi, Ascomycota, Eurotiomycetes, Chaetothyriales, Herpotrichiellaceae. The record is from RefSeq and is a predicted model, not a curated record. Gene Ontology annotation, cellular component: nucleus; cytosol.
AUGGAAGAUCAGCCUCGUUUCAUUAUUGGGCAUCAUGAUGCGAAGAGGCCCAUACCUGUUACCGUCGAGGCGAUCCAAGAAGCACAUGCGGCAGAUUAUGACAUGCUGACAAGUCCCAUUACAACACCACAUUUCCAUUCUCAGGUUUUGACGCUGCUUUCAGCGUCUCUUUCUCAACAUUCAGACGAAAACAUCACCAGGACCAAGAAUGCCUCACCCGUCACCAUACCUCCUCUUACGCCAGCGGACACGCCGCUCACUCCGGGUGAGUCCAUUGGCCAGAUCAUUGGCGUCACCAGUUCCUGGAUCGAUCUGAGUUCUCCGGAUCCCAUUAUCGCGGAUGUGUCCCGCCAAGUCUUGAAAUUGGAACUAGCGUAUGCCGCUUUCUGUGGUAUCACUUACGCGUUGGUUCCUGGUCCCCGUCUUCGUGGACAAGGGGCUUCGGAAAGUGGCUUUGCCCAAUAUGCACGAGCAAUUCUGGACGCUUUGGCUCAAGGUCCCUACAUGCAGCUGUACAUCUGGUUGCCCAUGAUUGAUCAUUCGGACGAUCAAACGGAAGAGAUGGGUGACCUUGCUCCGUUCGCACGUCAGCAAUUCCUAGAUCAAGACGAUGGCGAGAUGAAGAGACUGGAUCUAUUCGGUUCUUGGGAGGCUUGGGAUCUGAUUAGAUCGAUAUGUAAAUAUCCUUCCAGGUUAUGCGUAGCUUUAUCUAUCCCCAAGCUACUUCCCCCGGUCCCCAUCCAGUCGCGAUGGUACUCAGAGCCUGUCCGGCUUCUCAGUCUGGACGGCAAAGUCUUCUCCAAAAAUGUCAAAGGCUAUCCGGUGCUGUCACGAGCCCACCAAGCCUUUAUCAGUCGCUUCGUCCGCCUCCGCUCUGCGCCAUGGUUUCUCCUCUGUGAUGUCGGAGCAGUCCCCCACCAUCCGACAAACAACUUGAAUGGGCCCCAAUCCACAAUCUCAAACGCAUCGAAUUUCCCUAGUCUCGCCGAAGCAGCAGAUUCUCGACCCCUGAAGGACCCAACGCCUCAUCUUUCGUACAUGCGGAACCUACAGACAAAACAACCUGUGCAGGGUGUGCUGGACCGCUUUGGAGCCGGGUACCAAGACUACCUGCAGACACCGCUGCAGCCCUUGACCGUCAAUCUGGAGAGCAUCACCUACGAGGUGUUCGAAAAAGACCCUAUCAAGUAUGCCUGGUACGAGCGUGCCAUUGCCCGCGCAUUGCAUGACUGGAUUGAACAAGGCAAGCCGACCUCCAACCCUGACGGUCGUGUCGUGGUAGCCGUGGUAGGAGCCGGACGAGGACCACUUGUCACUCGCGCCCUGAAGGCCAGUGAGGACGUUGGUGUCGAGAUCGACAUGUGGGCGCUGGAGAAGAACCCGAACGCUUUCGUCCUCCUUCAGCGCCACAAUGAAACCAUAUGGCAGCAUCGUGUCAACCUGGUCAAGUCGGACAUGAGGACCUGGCGGGGGCCAAUUCGACCUGCAGACGAGAAGCAGUCCGAUCGGACGUACAACGUCGAACAGGAUGGCGAUCUGGCGACGGGGCCGGGGGCAACACAGGAUAACACUACCGAUGAGACACAUCCUACGUCUGCCCGCACCACGACCACCUUUACCGGCUCGCCUUCUCUGGAUUCAACAUACCUGCUUGCAACCACGACCCCCAGUUUGACCCCGACACCGUAUAAAAUCGACAUUCUGAUCUCAGAGCUCCUCGGGUCCUUUGCCGACAACGAGCUAUCUCCAGAAUGUCUGGAUGGAGUGCAACACCUCAUGAAUCCGGUUCACGGCAUUUCCAUUCCAGCCUCAUAUACCGCACACAUCACGCCCAUCGCGGCGCCCAAGUUACACGCCGAUAUCAAACAUGGGAUGAUCAGUUCCAAUCCCAAUGCAGCAGAGAUUCCGUAUGUGGUCAUGUUCAACGCGAUCGACUAUCUGAGCACCACAACACCCCCUGAAUCCUCUUCACACCAAGAUUCAACGGUGUCUUCUCCUACAUCUCCAUCCUUGCCAGCACCAUAUUCAAAAGCCCAUACACGGCAACAACCGCAACCGCAACCGCGACCACAAUCUCCUGCAACGCCUCCUUCACCAGUCCCAGUGAUCGGCACGACAUGGUCCUUCCAGCACCCGAAUCCGGCGCUGCCCAGCGCUUCGACCUCGUUCGCCAACUCAAACCUACACUCCGAGCCGGAACUGAGUAAUUCCCACAACGCGCGGACCAGUACGUUGACAUUCCCGAUCCCGAAUCGUGGGACAUGCCAUGGCAUCGCAGGGUAUUUCGAGACCGUCCUGUACAGGGGUGUGGAGCUGUCGACGAAUCCGAACACGAUGGACGCCAAGAGUGAGGGUAUGAUCAGUUGGUUCCCGAUAUACUUCCCUCUGAAGAGUCCCGUCUUCUGUCCCGACUCGUCCGAGCUCACCGUGACAAUGUGGCGCAAAACAGACGACAGGAAAGUCUGGUACGAAUGGAUCGUCGAUGUCUUUGUGCAUCUGCCUUCGCAAUCACAUGCACACCCCUCCGCCCUACCAUCAUCAUCAUCAUCAUCAUCAUCAUCAGCUCCUUCGACAGCACCGGACACAGCUCCAAUAGGCCAAUCUAUGGGCAAAGCAACAGGAAAAGAAAAACAAAAAGGAAAGGGAAUGUCAAGAAGAGUAAGGAUCGGUGGUAGUGAACUGCAUUCAUCCGAGAAGGAGGCUUGUCUGAUGUGA